This is a messenger RNA of Colletotrichum truncatum, 408 nucleotides long. The record is from RefSeq and is a predicted model, not a curated record. Lineage: Eukaryota; Fungi; Ascomycota; Sordariomycetes; Glomerellales; Glomerellaceae.
AUGCGCGCGCCAAUGGCACCCAUCUCGGCCUGGUUCCGGGGAUACCCGCCAAACGGCCCGGUGCUGCAACUGAAGAUAUCACGCGCGCUCGGCUGCGCAAAUGACCCGACGCUGCCGAAUGUCAGGAGAUUGUCUGAGCCUACGCGGCCCUUAACGUCGCCCCAUUCGGCCUGUGUGUUUACCGUCAGGUCAGCGGAGCGGUACUUGUCCCAGACAGCAUCGACAUAUGGCUGGUUGGCCGUAUUGUCAGGCGUCCGUACAAUAAGUUGGCUCCAGCCAACGUUUUCGCGGGCGUCUUGUGCACGCAACCCGUCGCAGACUGCGUCGAGGCCAUUGUUUGGGAGCCCCGGAGAUGUUGACGUACAGCUGGAAGCUGUUGAAGGUAAACUCGCAGAAACCCCAUUCUAG